This is a messenger RNA of Colletotrichum costaricense, 1869 nucleotides long. RefSeq lists its product as uncharacterized. The transcript has a single exon. Gene Ontology annotation, molecular function: L-amino-acid oxidase activity. The coding region runs from base 1 to 1869 and encodes 622 amino acids. NCBI's taxonomy places the organism in Eukaryota, Fungi, Ascomycota, Sordariomycetes, Glomerellales, Glomerellaceae. Gene Ontology annotation, biological process: amino acid catabolic process. The record is from RefSeq and is a predicted model, not a curated record.
AUGCUCCCUUCUUUCAGCUUCAAGAGUGAGGACGCCUCCAAGGCCUCUUCCAACAAGCGCACUCCUUUCUCUCCUAUUGGCAGCACUUCUGGUUCCCGUCUGGCUCAGAGGCAAUCAUCCAGCGCUGCCGAACAGAAGGCUCGUCCUCAAGCCUGGGUUGACACGCCUCAGCUCAUCUACUCUGAGUGGAACAAGGCAGCCGGCGACAUCAACCAGCCUCUUGGCAGCCUACCCUCCAACUUCUCGAUUGGUCUUGUCGGAGCCGGAAUCACCAAUGUGGUUCUGGCCUUCAACCUGGCCAAGGCCGGCGCAAAUGUCACUCUGAUUGAGGCGACUGACAGCGUCGGAGGCCGACUUCGGUCCCUUCCCACGGCUGACGGCGUCAACGUGGCGGAGAUGGGCGCUAUGCGCUUCCCUCCCUCGGAAGACCUUCUUUACUACUACGCCAAUGAGUUCAACUACACUUUCAUUCAGAACUUUCCCGACCCCGGCAAGGUCCCUACCAUCGUCUACUACCAGGAAAAGGCUACUUCUUGGACCGACUCUAACACUGCUCCCACCGGCUUUGAGAAGGUCAACAAUGGCUGGGUUCAGCUUAUCUCAAAGGGCUUGACCGGCGGCAGCAGCACCUUGGCCGCUGGCAGUCAGAUUACGACCUGGCUCAGUUCCAAUGACACUGCCACUCGUAACCUUGCUGUUCCUGAGUGGCAAAAGUACUUGGACACCUUCGGCGACGACAGCUUCUACACUGGACUCCGUCGCAUUUUCGGCGAGGGCCACGAGUGGGACGUUCCGGGGGGUGAAGUCUGGACCGAAGAUGACUUCCAGCGCUUCGGCACUCUUGGAAUCGGCUCUGGCGGCUUUGGCGCUGUCUACUCUGCGGGCUUCAACUCCGUUUUCCGCCUGGUUGUCAACGGCCUCGAGUCGGACCAAGCUGUCUUUGCCAAGGUCACCGACUCCGGUCUGCAGCCUGCCGGCAUCCGUGAUCUUGCCCAGACAAUCUGGGACAAGGCGACUGAGCUCGGUGUCAAGACCAAAUUUUCGACUGUCGCCGAGGUUACCAGCGGCGGCGGCGAUGCUCUCGGAGGCCUUGCCGUUGGUGUGAGAGAGACUUCUGGAGGUGUUUCCACCAACGUCGAGUACGACCUUGUCGUUGUUGGAACUAGCAACCGCGCCAUGAACUACGCCUUUACUCCGGUCUCGGAGACCACUGAGGACCCGAUCAUGCCUUUGGAAGUUCAGAGAGCCAUUAAUGAUCUCCACAUGACCGCCUCAUCCAAGCUGUUCAUCCGCACCAAGAAGUUCUGGGAAACUCAGGGGGCUGGUUUCCCUCGUGUCAUUCUUUCGGACACGAACCUGCCGCAGACCUACACUUUGGACUAUGGACACCCCGACUACGGCAUGGUCCUCGUCACCUACGCCUGGGAGGACCUUUCUCUGCAGAUGACGGCUAUCUCGGAUCCCAAGGAGCUUCUCACUGAACUCAAGACCCAGAUUGACAGAAUCAUGCAAGAGUCUGACUUCCCUGAGUAUGCCAGCCUCCUUGAGCCCGUCACUGAUGACGAUAUUUACCUUAUUCACUGGCCUCUUGACCGCUACUCGUACGGUGCCUUCUCUCUGGGAUUCCCGGGCCAGGAUGUUAGCAUUGAGUCUCUCUUCUAUGAUUGGGAGAGAAUCAACCAGACCCAGACUUCGCGGGUCCUGAUCAACAGUGACUGCACUUCAUUCCUUGGUGGAUGGGUAGACGGUGGCCUCCAGCCGGCUCACAACACUCUUUCGGCAGUCUUGGAAAAGUUCGGAACAUUGAACUCGGCGGCGGCUCAUUUGGCACCUUCUGCUCUUCUUGGGUCUGGCUUGUACCAGUACUAG